This is a messenger RNA of Diorhabda carinulata, 634 nucleotides long. RefSeq lists its product as uncharacterized. The coding region runs from base 127 to 441 and encodes 104 amino acids. Gene Ontology annotation, cellular component: cytoplasm. The transcript is spliced from 4 exons. Gene Ontology annotation, molecular function: glutathione disulfide oxidoreductase activity. The record is from RefSeq and is a predicted model, not a curated record. Gene Ontology annotation, biological process: cellular response to oxidative stress. Lineage: Eukaryota; Metazoa; Arthropoda; Insecta; Coleoptera; Chrysomelidae.
UAAAUAAACCGCGAACAUAGAUUAGAUUAGCUGCCACCUAUCAUUGAAGCUACAUACCAUAGUUGAAACACAUAGUUGCACUUAGUUAAUUAUUUCUGGUAUAACACUCCGAUAUUUUGUACAAAAAUGGCUGUAGAUUUAUCAUCUCCGAAAGCUCAGGAAGUCAUGGCUAUUAUCAAGAAGGAUAAGAUUGUUAUAUUCUCUAAAACAUACUGUCCCUAUUGUAAAAUGGCGAAACAGGUAUUUGACCAAAUGGGAGUCUCAUAUACUACAAUUGAAUUGGAAAAUAGAGAAGAUGGGGAUGAAAUUCAAAGUAUCUUAGGUGAAAUGACAGGAGCUAGAACGGUGCCACGUGUUUUUGUAAAUGAAAAAUGUCUUGGAGGAGGAUCAGAUGUUAAGGCAUUAUACAGUAAAGGGGAGUUACAGAAAAUAAUUGCUUAGUGAUAAGUUUUAAAAGAUGGUACCCGGGUAGUUAGAAUAUUGUACUGUUGAUUGUUUUAAAUUUUAUUUAUAUGAUAUAGAAUUUACAUUCAUAACACUUUUUAUCUAAAAUUUUUUUGUCUGCAUACUUUAUAUUGAUAUUUAAAUAAAAUAUUUUGUUGAUCAAUUUUAAUUCUAAACAAAUAAUUAACCC